Molecule: messenger RNA, 276 nt
Organism: Diaporthe amygdali
Lineage: Eukaryota; Fungi; Ascomycota; Sordariomycetes; Diaporthales; Diaporthaceae
Exons: 3
Coding region: 1-276 (91 amino acids)
Source: RefSeq, a predicted model, not a curated record
AUGGCACGAGAGGGCACACGAUCAGCCACCGGCAGCUCCAGACCGCGCGUCUUCCAGCAGGUCGACACGGCCCCUACUAUCAAGAGGAAGCCUGCGACCAAGAAGGCCGGCGCGAAGCCCACUGGUGUCACAAAGAAGACGGCUGCGCCUAAGAAGGAGAGCACUGUCGCCAAGAAGGUCAAGGCCGCUGUCAAGAAGACCGAGGCCAAGGUCAAGAAGGCCGUCAAGAAGACUGAGACAAAGCCAAAGACCAAGAAGGCUACCGUUGCCAAGUAA